This is a messenger RNA of Xenopus laevis (African clawed frog), 2948 nucleotides long. RefSeq names its product frizzled related protein 2 L homeolog (gene frzb2.L). NCBI's taxonomy places the organism in Eukaryota, Metazoa, Chordata, Amphibia, Anura, Pipidae. Gene Ontology annotation, molecular function: Wnt-protein binding. The transcript is spliced from 4 exons. The record is from RefSeq and is a predicted model, not a curated record. Gene Ontology annotation, cellular component: extracellular region. Gene Ontology annotation, biological process: non-canonical Wnt signaling pathway; regulation of multicellular organismal development; canonical Wnt signaling pathway. Bases 276 to 1160 code for a protein of 294 amino acids.
AAUAGGUAGGAGGGUCUGAAUGGUUAGCCCCAGUUGCCCAUCCUCAUUACAACACCUGCUAAUCUAAGCAGGCUCCCUACAGGACUAAACAAUCACUCUGGUAUUGUGUUGACCAACAGAAUACCAAGAAUGUUCAGUCUUAAUGAGAAAGGAUUAGGAGCCCAGUGACUUCCACACUAUAAAAAUCCAUUAGGCCAAAUCAAGACAAAGUCACUCGCCUCAUCAUUUGGGAAGGAGAAACAUUUGUCUUUUGUGCAUCCAUAAGGAAAAUCCCAAUGGCCCCUCAGCUGUGUCAGAGCCUGGGAAAGCCACUGAUUGUUUUGCUGUGCUUCUUGGCGUGUGGCUCGCAAUCUAUGUAUCUGGACUUCUUUGGCAGCUCCUCAAGAUGCAUGCGAAUCCCAAAGAGUAUGGCUCUCUGCUAUGACAUUGGAUAUUCGGAGAUGAGGAUCCCCAACUUGCUGGAACAUGAGACGAUGGCCGAGGCAAUCCAACAAUCCUCAAGCUGGUUACCUCUUUUGGCAAGAGAGUGCCAUCCUGAUGCAAGAAUAUUCCUCUGCUCACUCUUUGCACCUAUUUGCUUUGAUCGGUAUAUCUUCCCAUGUCGCAGUCUGUGUGAGGCUGUAAGGAGCAGCUGUGCCCCUAUCAUGGCCUGUUAUGGGUACCCUUGGCCUGAGAUCCUCAAAUGCGAUAAGUUUCCUGAAGACCACGGCAUGUGUAUCUCAACUAUCACAAAUGAUACUGGCUCUACCCGUAGAAUGCCCCGAGCCAGCUGUAGAGACUGUGAACUUGAAGAAGGCAGCACUUCCAAGGAGAUACUGGAUACAUUCUGCCAUAAUGAUUUUGUUGCCAAGGUCCGUAUCACCAAAAAGAACAUCACUUCCGCUAACCUUUACGACUUUGAUUUGGAUUCCAAACUUGAGAUCCUGAAACACGGCUCGUUGCCCAAAACAGACGUCCUUCCUAGGCUUCAGCAGUGGCUGGAUCUGGAUGCUACCUGUGUGCAGAAUAUCAUGCGUGGGACCCGCACAGGCGUCUAUGUGAUUUGUGCAGAAGUGCAAGAGGGGAAGGUAGUGGUGAACAAUGCCUACGCAUGGCAGAAAAAGAACAAAAACCUGCAUUUCGCUGUACGGAAAUGGAAGAAUCACAAGUGUCGACCAUAGGAAUUCCCAAUUCGUUGUACAGAAACCAAAGUCCUGUGUUGUGAAAUAGUAGAAGCAGGGGCAUUCACGAGAACUGUAUAUAAUACUGUAUAUAUCUAUGUUAACUUACUAUAAAACCUUAUUGAUAAAAAGAGCGGAGCGGUCUCCUACUGUUUGAGAGGACACCGUGUCAUCAGAAAAGGGCAACAGUAUAUUAUGAAUAGAUCUUUUAAGAAGAGUGGAGGUGAAAUUGUGGGUUCUCUGGCCCCUGAGGACAAUGGCUGUAGCAUAGGUGAUUUCAAUUUGACAUGGGCUACGUCACCCAGUGCACCCAGUACAACCGGUAGGAAUUCAGUGAUAUUUAUAACACAGAAUCAGACAUGGAGACUCUUUCUAAAAGACACAUGGGCUUAUUUACUAACAUAGCGGCUCAACUGAAAUGACCCGAUUGGCUGCUUUUAAUACAAAUACUAAUAACUGCAUUUGAGCAAUUAUGUUAGUAAAUUAAACCUGCAGUAGUUCUAUUGUUUACACCAUAGCGAGGAAAGACAUUUUCGAAGAACAGAAAAAGCUGCAUUUUUUCAAAAUAUACUGUAUAUUUUUCUUAAAGGGAAACUAUUGCCAAAAUGAAAAUUUAAUAAAAGCUUCAUCAUACGGAAAUAAGAAACUUUCUAAAUGCAAUUAAUUAGAAGAGAAACGGAUGCUGAGAGAGGGAUAGUGAACAUAAACUUGAUUAUUUCAUAAAUGGUACAGAAUUUUUAAUUGAUUGUAUUUAGAAAGUUUCUCAUUUCAGUAUGAGGAAGCUUAUAUGAAAUUUUCAUUUUGGUGAUAGUUCCCCUUUAGAUGAAAAGUCACACAGUACUGUUUAAGUCUGUGUAAAAAAAAGUGGGAUAUAUAAGAGACGUACCUACAUGUAGUGACUGCAAAAAUCUCUAGUGCACUUAUAAAUAUAAAAAUAAUGUCAUUAUAUAUACUGGGACAGGGAUGACGCCACACUAGAGCUUGAACAUACACUGGCACCCAAUAAAAGAUGAAAUAAUAAAGCAGUGAGAAUAGCUUCCCCGUGACUACAGUGACUACCAAAGACAGAAGGGUGGCUGAGAGGGCAAUGUAAUUAUAUUUUAGUGUAAUGUGAAAAAACUGGGGAAGGGAAGCUUUUGCUAUUCUGCUCAGCUAUCUGGGCAAUUUUAUUUAUAGGGUAUAUGUCCCCUUUAAUUAGUACAGGUAUGGGAUCCGUUAUCUGUAAACCCGUUAUCCAGAAAAUUCUGAAUUACAGAAAGGCCAUCUCUCAUAGACUCCAUUUUAUUCAAAUAAUCCAAAUUUUUAAAAAUGAUUUCCUUUUUCUCAAGUACUUGAUCCAAACUCAGAUAUAAUUAAUCCUUAUUGGAAGCAGAACCAGCCUAUUGGGUUUAUUUCAUGUUUUCACAAGACUUAAGGUAUGAAGAUCCAAAAUUCAGAAAUAUCCAAAAAAAAACAUUCUGCAUAACCGAUUCCAUACCUGUACUUCCAUACAAACUGUAAUUCUGUCUUUGGGAAACAGCCAUGAAAGUGAAAGUCCUUAAUACCGAAAAUAAUGACUUAAUGAUUUGCUAUUAGUUAAUUACCCCACAGUCAAUACGAGAGCACUGUUGGUUAAAUAGCAAUCUUAGUGGAAUGUAAAAUAUUUAAGGGGGUCAUGGGGGGCUAAGAUCUGUACAAUGUGCAGCACAUUUUCAGAUGCUUAUGAAUAUUCAAUAAAAUGCAUUUAAAGGCAAAUUGUGGAAUGUUUAUAUGAAAUAUUUACAUACAUAAGGAGUGAGUUUUACAUUA